This is a messenger RNA of Ylistrum balloti, 1257 nucleotides long. RefSeq names its product dopamine beta-hydroxylase-like. Lineage: Eukaryota; Metazoa; Mollusca; Bivalvia; Pectinida; Pectinidae. The transcript is spliced from 10 exons. Bases 1 to 1257 code for a protein of 418 amino acids. The record is from RefSeq and is a predicted model, not a curated record. Gene Ontology annotation, molecular function: dopamine beta-monooxygenase activity; copper ion binding.
AUGAAGAUGUCAGUCCUCCUAUACUCUUCCCUCCCUCUGACACUAAUGCUGAUGUGGUGUGGUCAAAUUUCUACCGUUUUCUGUGACCAGUCGUUGGAAGAAGGCAUUAAAUACUUUGAUGUUCGGAUUCCCAUGCUAGAUGUUCCGGCAAAACGAACUCAUUAUGUCUGUCAGAAGUUUAAAGUGCCCGACACCGACACCUUCCAUGCAGUAGCGUUCGAGCCCCUCAUCUCUAAUCGUCACGUCAUGCAUCAUAUGCUUUUGUUUGGAUGUGACUUUGAUGUGGAAGACACAGCACCCCAUGAAUGUUCGGCCGCCGAUGGUCAGUGCUCGUCAUGGCUGGCCCAGUGGACAAUGGGAGUGGAAGGCAAGAUAUACACGCCAGAAAAUGCGGGCGUCCGGUUUGGUAAACACAGUUACAGAUAUAUGUCCUUACAGAUCCACUGGAACAACGAUCUGUCUGCUGCAAAUUUCACAGAUAACAGUGGGAUGCGGAUAUUCUACACGACUAAAUUACGUCAGUAUGACGUAGGAAAUGUUCAAAUCGGACAACAAUAUCUAGAAAUUCCGCCACACUCCAUUCACAACGAGUCUGGAGGCUGUAGUGGUACAUGUACUACAAGCAUGCUUCCUCAUCCAGUUUAUUUGACAAGAACCUAUAUUCACAUGCAUUAUCUCGGCAUUCGUGGUCUUUUGGAAAUAUAUCGGGAUGGCAAAGUCUCAAAGAGGGUGGCUUAUGAUGAGGAGUACGACUACAGAAACUCACCGAUCCAUGUCCAUGAUCCGCCAAUCGAAGUCAAACCAGGUGACGAGAUUCGCCUUACCUGCACGUUUGACUCGCUCACGGGAGCCAGACAGAGAAAUCACUCUCUGUACUUCGGAGAAGGAUCCGAUGCGGAGAUGUGCUAUGCCUUUGUGACAUACUUCCCAAACGUUCAGUACUUUGACCAAUGCCUGCAGAUCGACCAAUAUGAUAUCAAUUGCAUAGAUCCAGAACGGCCUUUCAUGGGAGGUUGUAAUCUUGGAAAAUUCCAACAAGACUUGCAGUCACAUAUUUUGGAAGACAUCCAAACCAACUGUACAUCGACCCUGUCACCAUGUAUACCAGAAUGUAGAACAUCAGUCACUCAACUUCUGGACCAGCCAUGCCUUCAGGGUCGUCUUGGCUCCUACACCAACAGAACAAUCUUGUCACAAAUGGCAGCAUGGAAUGACACUACACAUAUUUUGAACCAUUUCAUCAAAACCUGUGAUUGA